Oncorhynchus nerka (sockeye salmon) is the source of this 778-nucleotide messenger RNA. RefSeq names its product DNA annealing helicase and endonuclease ZRANB3-like. The transcript is spliced from 7 exons. Gene Ontology annotation, biological process: replication fork processing; DNA repair. Lineage: Eukaryota; Metazoa; Chordata; Actinopteri; Salmoniformes; Salmonidae. Bases 113 to 778 code for a protein of 221 amino acids. Gene Ontology annotation, molecular function: ATP-dependent chromatin remodeler activity; ATP binding. The record is from RefSeq and is a predicted model, not a curated record.
ACCCAGCAGUCUCUUAGCACCUUACCAAUAAGAGCAGAGGAGCGGUCAUCUCGUGGCAGUUCCGCAGCCUGUUCCUGAUAUUGUCGCAGGCAUCUAAAAGUCAAGACGGGCCAUGAGUGAGGUAAAGGAUAGGGAUUGUGAUCCCCAGAACUCCCAUGUUGACAGGAGAUGGGACAGUCAGUUGUCAGUCCUCCCAGACAAGCUACAACAGAGACUGAUGCCAUUCCAAAAGGAGGGGGUCAAAUUCGCCCUAUCAAAGAAUGGAAGGUGUAUGAUCGCAGAUGAGAUGGGUCUAGGGAAGACGGUGCAGGCGAUCUCUGUGGCCUACGCCUACAGACAGGAGUGGCCUCUGCUCAUCGUGGUGCCCUCCUCUCUAAAGUACCCCUGGAUCGAGGAGAUGGAGAGGUGGAUCCCUGAGCUCAACCCUGGAGAUAUCAACCUGGUGGAGACCAAGAGUGACACGCUGGGGAUCAGUAGCAGUAAGGUAACAGUGUUGGGUUACGGGGGAUCAGUAGCAGUAAGAUGCACGCCCCUGGUGGAGGCUCUGACCAGACAGAGGUUUAAUGUGGUGGUGGUGGAUGAGUCCCACUACCUCAAGUCCAGGAACGCAGCCAGGUCUAGGAUACUGGUACCACUCAUCCAAAACGCCAGUGGGCGGGCCAUCCUACUGACGGGCACCCCGGCCCUGGGACGGCCAGAGGACUUGUACGGUUCCCCCCGAAGGUCCAAACACACGCCAUCCCCCGAUCACACAUUUCUGUCCUAUUCUGACGUUUGA